Messenger RNA from Ostrea edulis (European flat oyster), 1839 nucleotides. RefSeq lists its product as uncharacterized. NCBI's taxonomy places the organism in Eukaryota, Metazoa, Mollusca, Bivalvia, Ostreida, Ostreidae. The transcript is spliced from 3 exons. Bases 439 to 1482 code for a protein of 347 amino acids. The record is from RefSeq and is a predicted model, not a curated record. Gene Ontology annotation, molecular function: dioxygenase activity.
GGCUACAAAUCUGUGAAUAACAGUGGGUUAGUUUCAAGGACUCUAGCUUAUGUAAUGUAUUUAAAGAAUAUUGUCGUCGUGUUUUUACUUAAAUGUCACGGCAUUCAUUGAUCUGUCGAUGAAUACAUCACCGUGUGCCAAACAUUGUACGUGUACAAUUUCAACAGUUCAAUGUGUCCUAACUUGUAUAGGCGUGGAUCCUAGUUUUUAUUUCUGAAAUAGUGAAAUUUGACAUGAACUCAUUGAUUUAAUGUUCGUUUACAAUUAAUAAUUAAUUGAUGCCUGUAGUUUUCUGUCGAAUUGAUGAUCAAAUAAUCUUCCUCAGUUUCCUGUGUAUCUCAAUGACACUCAUUAAUAUUUAUACACGCUGGAUUGGAUGUAUAAAGAGUAACGCCCCUCCGGACCCUGAGCACUCCAACAGGGUCACCCCAGGACACGAUGGCGGAUUCACGACCCACUAUCAAACUCCCUAUAGUGGACAUGUCCAAAUCCAAGACGGACCGACCCGAACUGGCCAAAAUUGUAGUGGACGCCUUAGAAAACAUCGGCUUCCUCUUCAUUGAUAACGUGGAGGGCAUUGACUUUGACCAACUUUUCCAGGCCUGCAAAUGGUUCUUCUCUCAACCCUGGGAGAAAAAGAAGAAGUUAUGUAGGAAAAACUGGGUCCCUGAAAACAAGAAUAUCUACCGUGGGUAUUUCCCCGUUGUGGAGGGGGAACCGAGUCGCAAGGAGGGGUUUGAAUUUGGCCGGGCAGUGGAACCUGGUGAUGUACAGGUGAAACCAGAAAACUGGUAUUAUGAAACCUGUCCUUGGCCGGAAGAAGACGGAACUUUCCCUUUUAAGGAAUACAUGACCUCCAUGUAUGAGGUCAUGCAUAACCUCGCCAUGGACAUUUUACGCUUGACAGCACUCGGUCUUGGCUUACCAGACGACGCCUUCACUUACCUGUUUGAUAACAAACCGUGUUCCACCUACCGCAUCCUGCACUACCCGCCAUGGAACGGCCCGCCCCCUAGCAACGCCCGGAUCGAGGACGGGAAAAUCUUGACAACGCCUGAUCAUUCCGACUCAAAUUUCCUCACACUCUUGGCAACAUUUAACUACACCGGUCUCGAAAUAGUCAACUGCGAAGGAAAUUGGGUUGCAGUGGAACCAAGGCCAACAAGUCUCGUUAUGAAUAUCGGCGACCUUUUUGACCGCAUGACCGGCGGGAACAAGUUUCGCGCCACACGUCAUCGUGUGUUAGACAUAGGAGUCGAUCGAUUCUCAGUUCCGUUCUUUUUGGAACCGUCCUACUUCAGCGAUGUCGCGGUGAACAUCAUCAAGAAACACAAAGGAGAAGAAACGCAUGAUCCGGAAAAAUACGGCUCCUACAUGAUCCGGGUCGCCAAGUACGAACGGAAGUACUUCGAGUAUAAAGUACUUCCGGACUUUGAAAAAGUUGGUGAGCGUCUUGGAUUAGUAGAUCCAGUGGGCUCCUAAUUCUGAAAUUUAGAAACUCGUGAAUCAAAAGGUUCGAUGUGGGUUCUUUUGUAAAAUUGAUCAAAUGAAAACAUCAACCUUAUGAACUGAAGUUUGAAACCAUUGUAUGUUUUUGAUAACGAAAUGUUUGAUUUGAAUGACCAAUUUUUGGUUCUCAUUUCUGUUUUAAGAUAAGGGAACAAAUCAUACACUUCAUGUACUUUGUGUUUAUAGUAUCGCUACUUUUAAUGUACUAGUUAGUACUUUAGAGGAAAACACUGUUAUAAAGUAAACACUCUAAUUACAGAUUGUUUAUCCUCCUAUUUAUACGUCACGCAGAACUAUAUACAGAACACGAAUUAAAAUGUGCUUUUCAUC